This is a messenger RNA of Vicia villosa (hairy vetch), 1512 nucleotides long. RefSeq lists its product as uncharacterized. The record is from RefSeq and is a predicted model, not a curated record. Bases 1 to 1512 code for a protein of 503 amino acids. Lineage: Eukaryota; Viridiplantae; Streptophyta; Magnoliopsida; Fabales; Fabaceae. The transcript has a single exon.
AUGGCUUUCGAACAGAUUGUGAAGGAUCUCCAAGCUCAAAAUGCUCAAUUCCAACAAAUGUUCAUCUCUUUAGCCAAAGGGCAAGAAGAUCUCAAAAAUUUGAUCACCAAGAAAGAAAAGAAGAAGUCCAAAGUACGAAUUGGUGUCCUUAAUAUGGGAAGAAGGUUUAGAGGUCCGAUCAAGGUUUCCAAAGAGAUUGAAAUCCCAAAAGGUAGUGUAAAAAAUGAUGACGAGGAAGAAGUGGUUCUAGAAUCUGACGAGGAAGAGGAAUAUCUAGAGGAGCAGUAUCCACCUGCUGAGGAAAAAUAUAAGUUGCUGGAAGAUCGCCUGAAUGCGAUGGAAAACCAAAGAGUCCCUGGGUUAGACUUCGAGGACACGGGUUUGAUUCUUGGGGUUUUCAUUCCCCCUAAGUUCAAGAUCCAUGUAUUUGUGAUAUAUGAUGGUGCCUCUUAUCCCAAAUUGCAUCUGAGGUCCUAUGUCCGAAAAAUUCAACCCCAUACUGAUGAUAAAAAGUUAUGGGUACAGUUCUUUCAAGAGAGUUUAGCUGGAACACAACUUGAAUGGUUCUAUCUACUAGAGGGAGCCAACAUUCGCAGGUGGGAAGACUUGGCUGUUGCUUUUUAUAAGAAAUACCAAUAUAACGCUGAUCUUGCUCCUACCCGUACACAAUUACAAAGCAUGUCUAUGGGUCCUAAAGGUAACUUCAAGGAAUAUGCUCAGAGGUGGAAGGACAUUGCAGGCAGAGUCCAACCUCCCUUACCUGACAAGGAAUUGGUUGAUAUGUUUAUGGGUACGCUGUUUGGCCCCUUUUAUUGUCAUUUGCUCAGAAGUUCCUCAUCUAGUUUCACUGACCUGAUUUUUACUAGAGAACGUGUUGAGAGUGGUAUUCGGAAUGGAAAGAUUCAAAUGGCUACAUCUUCUGGCGCUAUGAAGAAAUCAUAUAGUGGGAAGAAUGAAGCAAACGCUAUGCACAAGGGUCGCGUCAAGAGUGAUCACAACCAAUCUGUUGGGGAAGUCUUAAUCUCUAAACCAACACCUCAACCGAGUCAACAACAAAAUAAUCUACGUAGGCAAGAUGCGCCUAGGAGGCAAUUUACUAGAAUCAAUAUGUCUCUGACUCAAGCAUUACAACACUUAUUAAAGGCAGAGUUACUUGCACCGAUAACGCCCCAUCCAAACCCUAACACUUCAUUACCUCGCUAUAAUCCCAAUGCAAGGUGUAUGUACCAUUCUAAUAGCCCAGGGCAUGAUACAAACAAUUUCUGGACGUUGAAAAACGAAAUUCAAGACAUGAUAUAUGCUGGUGAAAUUGAGUUUGACCCACCUGAAACUCCCCAUGUUAUUACUGCUCCUAUGCCCAAUCAUGGAAAGGCUGUUAAUGAUGUUGGGGAUGGUCCUUAUGUUUUCUCUGUGGCUGACUUGACUACUUCUCUCCUGAUCGUCAAGAAGAUGUUGUUGCAAGCAGGUUUAUUUCCGCGCUGCGAGGAAAGGUGUCAUUUCUGUAAAGUUUAA